ACUCGAAAGUGCGAAUGCUAAGUUACGAGCGAGCCUGUGCACAACGUCAUGAUCGUGCGCCACUUCUCACUUAAGCAAAGGGACAAGUCAAGUGAUGUGUAGCUACAUGUGAGCGUUUCUAUCGCUUUAGUAUGAGUUUAAAGUGAAACCUCACACAGUGGAAACAUGUCUGUGGCUUUGUCGCGCGGUCUCUGCAGGCUUUUGUCCCGACAGACCCCCCCGUCAAGCGUCCUGUCGGGAGAACAUCAUGCUGUCACAAUGAGUCCAUGGUUUGCCCCAGUGAUGACACUGAAGACAUCUGCUCCACUGAGAGCGGAGCCCAAAAAGAAGAAGAAAGUGGACCCAAGAAGGGAGCAGAUAAUGAGAGAGCGGCUGAGAAAAAAGCUGAAGAAGCUGGAAAAGAUUCCACCUGAAUAUAUCCCAAUAGAGGACUUCAUCACUCCAGCCAAAUGCUUUGAUGAAACAAGGGAGCGUUCUACACCAAGGCUGUCAUUUGAAGAAAGUGAGGGUCGAGCCCUGUUGCUGAAGGAGUGGAGUCAAUACAAAAAGGAGCAGCACAUGGCUGAAGUGCAGGCUGUUGAACUUGCUCUAGAAGCACAGAAGGAGGCACUGGAGGAGCUGAAGGUGGAGUCUGAGGAGCUUUACCAGGCAGCGCUGAAGCCAGACCCCCUUCUGUUUCCCUUCAGUCAUGAAGGUCCUGUCUAUACACCACCAAAGACCAAUUAUGAAGCUCCUGAUGGGAAAUACAACGACAUCACUAAAGUGUACACACAGUGAAGGACAUGGAAGAGCUGUGGGUGCAGCCUGUGUGUAUUGUUGUUUAUUUAGUGUGCGUCCUUGUUUGUACAUUAUACAAUAAACUAAGACGCAGCGUUUUAACAGUCA
This is a messenger RNA of Xiphias gladius (swordfish), 885 nucleotides long. It is a transcript of the gene mrpl40, whose product is annotated as mitochondrial ribosomal protein L40. Bases 166 to 777 code for a protein of 203 amino acids. NCBI's taxonomy places the organism in Eukaryota, Metazoa, Chordata, Actinopteri, Istiophoriformes, Xiphiidae. Gene Ontology annotation, cellular component: mitochondrial large ribosomal subunit; mitochondrial ribosome. The record is from RefSeq and is a predicted model, not a curated record. The transcript has 5 exons.